AUGGGCGACGAAAGCCACCCGAAAACUCUCUACGUCGGUAAUUUAGACGCGAGUGUGACAGAAGAAUUUCUAUGCGCGUUGUUCGGACAAAUAGGCGAAGUUAAAGGCUGUAAAAUAAUACGCGAGCCCGGCAACGAUCCUUAUGCUUUCCUUGAGUUUACAAAUCACACGGCAGCAGCAACGGCCCUGGCCGCCAUGAACAAGCGAGUGUUUCUUGACAAGGAAAUGAAGGUUAACUGGGCUACGAGUCCUGGUAACCAACCGAAGACGGAUACGAGCAACCAUCACCAUAUAUUUGUAGGUGAUUUGUCUCCCGAGAUCGAAACGCACAUUCUUCGUGAGGCUUUCGCACCGUUCGGUGAAAUUUCCAAUUGUCGAAUAGUACGCGACCCUCAAACGCUCAAAUCUAAGGGAUAUGCUUUUGUAUCAUUUGUUAAGAAGGCUGACGCGGAAGCCGCUAUCCAAGCAAUGAACGGUCAGUGGUUAGGUUCUCGCUCCAUACGUACAAAUUGGUCGACACGUAAGCCUCCCACCAAUAGACCCAAUGAAGGCGCGCCCAGUAGCAAACGAGCCAAGCAGCCAACAUUCGACGAGGUAUAUAACCAGAGCUCACCGACGAAUACGACCGUGUACUGUGGGGGUUUCACAAGUAAUGUCAUCACUGAAGAGUUAAUGCAAAGCACAUUCUCACAGUUUGGUCAGAUACAAGAUGUUAGAGUGUUUAGGGACAAAGGCUAUGCAUUCAUUAGGUUCACAACUAAGGAGGCAGCAGCGCAUGCAAUUGAAGCGACACACAAUACAGAAAUUAGUGGACAUACAGUCAAAUGUUUCUGGGGAAAAGAAAAUGGUGGUGGAGAGAACCAGAGUACAAAUAACCCACCUGCAGCACCAGCAGCCAUGGGAGCACAAACACAGUAUCCUUAUGCAUACCAACAAGGAAUGGGAUAUUGGUAUGCCCAGGGUUACCCAGCAUUACAAGGAUAUAUGGCCCCCGGAUACUAUCAGCAGUAUGCCACUGCGUAUAGCAACCCGCAGGCAGCAGCAGCAGCCGGCUACCGCAUGAGCAUGCCGGGCGGCGCGGGCGCGGCGGGCGCCUCGUGGGGCGGGGCGCCGCAGCCGCUCAUCGCGCACGCCGCCCGCCCGCCGCCCCUGACGCCGGCCGACCGCGCCCCCCGCACCCGCACCCGCCCCCGCACCCGCACCCGCCCCCCGCCGCCCCUCAAGCCGCGGUACGUUCCAUUCCACGUUCCCCCGAUGUACCCGCGCGCUCCCCCCCACCCCGGCCCCCUCGUCCCCUCCUCCUCCCCCCCCCCCACCCCAGCGCCGCCCGCGCCGUGCCCCUCCCCGGCCGGCGGGCGGACGUUGACCCCGUCGGCCGGGGAGCUCGCGGGCGCGGCCGCGUUGCCCGAACUCUCCCGCGUGCAAGAACCGUUGCCGUGGCGAGUUCAUUGCACUCAUGACCUCAAACUGCAUCACAUACGGGCGGGGGGCGGGGCGAGGGUUGAGGCGUGCGGGAAGGGGGCGGCGGUCGUCCAAACUCCGAAAAGCAGCACCCAACACUUCGGGCGGACAAGACUUUUCCGAUGGCGGGCGGACUGUACUCAGUUGCUGUCGGCUCACCGGCCGAUCCACAUAGAUAGGACA
Molecule: messenger RNA, 1644 nt
Organism: Iphiclides podalirius (scarce swallowtail)
Lineage: Eukaryota; Metazoa; Arthropoda; Insecta; Lepidoptera; Papilionidae
Source: the annotation of a GenBank genome assembly